Candidozyma haemuli is the source of this 624-nucleotide messenger RNA. RefSeq names its product Rab family GTPase (gene YPT1). Gene Ontology annotation, molecular function: GTPase activity; GTP binding. The transcript has a single exon. NCBI's taxonomy places the organism in Eukaryota, Fungi, Ascomycota, Pichiomycetes, Serinales, Metschnikowiaceae. The record is from RefSeq and is a predicted model, not a curated record. Gene Ontology annotation, biological process: protein secretion; regulation of exocytosis. The coding region runs from base 1 to 624 and encodes 207 amino acids.
AUGAAUAACGAAUACGACUACUUGUUCAAGUUAUUAUUGAUCGGUGACUCCGGUGUCGGUAAGUCGUGUUUAUUGUUGCGUUUCGCUGACAACACCUACACGCAAGACUAUAUCUCCACGAUUGGUGUGGACUUCAAGAUCAGAACAAUUGAGCUCGACGGCAAAACCAUCAAGUUGCAGAUCUGGGAUACCGCCGGCCAGGAGCGUUUUAGAACCAUCACUUCUUCAUACUACCGUGGCGCUCACGGUAUCAUCAUUGUUUACGAUGUCACUGACCAGGAAUCUUUCAACAAUGUCAAGCAGUGGUUACAAGAGAUUGACCGUUAUGCUACCGGCGGAGUGAUGAAGUUGUUGGUUGGUAACAAGGCCGAUAUGAGCGACAAGAAGGUUGUUGAGUACACUGCUGCCAAGGAGUUUGCUGAGGCUUUGGACAUUCCUUUCUUGGAGACUUCGGCCUUGUCGUCGUCUAACGUUGAGCAAGCUUUCUACACCAUGGCCAGACAGAUCAAGGCCCAGAUGACCAGCAAUGCUGGUGCCGGUUCUGGUUCUGCCAACAACAACAAAUCCAACGUCAACUUGAGGGGCCAGUCUUUGACCAACAACCAGUCCAACCUGUGCUGUUAA